Daucus carota subsp. sativus is the source of this 1218-nucleotide messenger RNA. RefSeq names its product F-box/kelch-repeat protein At1g57790-like. The transcript has a single exon. The coding region runs from base 1 to 1218 and encodes 405 amino acids. The record is from RefSeq and is a predicted model, not a curated record. NCBI's taxonomy places the organism in Eukaryota, Viridiplantae, Streptophyta, Magnoliopsida, Apiales, Apiaceae.
AUGAAAAGGUGCAACCAAGAUGAAGAGAAGCAGAAGAUUGUAUGUAAAAAGCAGUGUUCAACAAAAUCAUGGGCAGAUCUUGAUUUGGAUUUGUUGGGUGAAGUAAAGAAGAAGCUUUAUUGGGGGGAUCAUGCUCGAUUCAGCGUUGUGUGCAAGACUUGGCUGGCGGCAGAGCAUGAAAAAAGGGCCGGUGAUGUAUUGCCCUGGUGGUUGAUGAUGUAUCAUGAGGAUUCUGAGGAUUGGAUGAUCACAUACCACCUGUAUCAACCCCUGAAUCUGGACCAACCAGAAAUUACUCGAAGUAUUAAUUUGAAUGACUUUUUUGACUCAUCCACUGUUCAUGAGGCUACGCCACUGGUUUAUUUUGAUGGAUGUUUGUGUUUGUCUAUGUAUCACAUUGAUUUUACUCGCACCCAUUUUUUGAUUGUCUCGAUUCUAGAUAAUUCAUCCUUUACACUCCCUCAGUUUCACCAUCCUAAUGUCCGUCCGGAUUGGAAUAUGAAUCGCUUGAUAGCUGUCUCCACCUGCCCUGCUUCUUCAGAUUGUGUCUUUUUAGCUAUUUUUGUUGUUAAUUCUAGCCAGUGGACCGUGGGUAUUUUUCGUCAUGGUGAUGCACACUGGACGACGACUCAAUUUGAUUUUCAACAACCUUUGUUCUGUCCUCGUGGCAGAGAUGUUGUGUUCAUUCGAGGACUUUUCUAUUUUCUCUGUCACGGCCGACGACUUGCAUCCUAUGACAUUGCUUCCGGGGAUUUAAAUUUAAACUCCUAUUCAAUGCCAGCUAAUUGUGAGGGAGGAGAGCACAAUAUGAGAUUCUUUGCGUUAGAUGGGGAGCUCAUGCUUAUGUAUUAUGACCCAAAAGUUCGCAGAAAUGUUCUUACAACCUAUGAUUCAUCUAGUAAACUUUGGGUUCCUUUAAAAUGUUUAGGGGACCGUUCUUUGUUCAUCAGCAGGUAUUCUGUUUAUGUAGAUUAUAUGAAUUAUUAUAGAGCAUCUCCCAACAAGAUAUAUUACCAACAACAUGGGACCUGCUACGUUUAUAACGUUGAGAAUGGUCUCUUGGAAUCUACUUCAUCCGGACUUAAAAACUGGGAUGGUCUAGAUUAUGGUGCAUCAUUUUCCAUGUGGGUUGAACCUCCUGCUCUUUUGUCGAAAAAAAUAAAAGUCAACAUAACAGAAUAUGACAUUGGGAUGAUAGAAAGGUCCUCGGCAAAUUGA